This is a messenger RNA of Triticum urartu, 829 nucleotides long. The record is from RefSeq and is a predicted model, not a curated record. NCBI's taxonomy places the organism in Eukaryota, Viridiplantae, Streptophyta, Magnoliopsida, Poales, Poaceae.
AUGCCUCUCACAGCCGCCGCCUUCGUCGUUUGGAUCUCGCCCGCCGGAGCUACCUCGCCGGUCGUACCAGAGACGCCGCCCCGACACGCCGCGCUCUCGCCGGAGCACCGGAGCUCCGCCGCCUCCCUCCGCUCGUCGCUGGCCACCCCACCGCCCGCCGACCCCACCAGCACGCCGCCCAUGCCGCGCCCGGUCUCCUCGACCCCUUCGCCGCCGCUGAGGACCGCCGGAGACGGGCCAUCAAGGGGGGGCAAUGACGAGGCCGCCGUGAGGGCGCUGCUCAACGACGAAGAGAGGGGCCUCCUGGUGCGAGGGUGGGCGCCGCAGGUGGCCAUCCUGUCGCACCCGGCGGUGGGCGGCUUCCUGACGCACUGCGACUGGAACGCGGCGCUGGAGGACGUCACCCACGGCCUGCAGACGCUAACAUGGCCGUGCUUCACCGACCAGUUCUGCAACGAGAAGCUGCUGGUGGACGAGCUCGGCGUCGGCGUCAGGUCCGGCGCCAAGGUCCCCGCCAUGUACCUCCCCGAGGAGGCCGAGGGGGUGCAGGUGACGCGCAGCGACGUGGAGAGGGCCAUCACCGAGCUGAUGGAGGGGGCGGCGGAACGGAGGUCCAGGGCGAGGGAGAUCGCCGCGGAGGCGCGAGCGGCAAUGGAGGAAGGCGGUUUGUCCUACUCCGACCUGCCAUACAUGAUCUGCCACAUCUCGGAGCUGUCGAGGAAGAGGAGCCACGAGGGGGAGGGGGCACGAGCUCAACCACCCAUGGUGCUGCACUGUCGCUACAGUCCUAAGCUGUAGCGACGUACUACCAAGACCACCUACUGCCAAG